Messenger RNA from Physella acuta, 1743 nucleotides. Its product is annotated as B-cell scaffold protein with ankyrin repeats. The record is from RefSeq and is a predicted model, not a curated record. Gene Ontology annotation, cellular component: cytosol. NCBI's taxonomy places the organism in Eukaryota, Metazoa, Mollusca, Gastropoda, Physidae. Gene Ontology annotation, molecular function: transmembrane receptor protein tyrosine kinase adaptor activity; fibroblast growth factor receptor binding.
AGGUUGGCCGGCUGAUCAAUAGUACAGCUAGUUCAGGUAUUUUACUUCCCUGUGCAACGUGUGGACGUUUAAGAAACUUGAUCGUUUUGCCAUUUGACAUCAUGAAGGAGUAAAUACAUAGAUCAUCCACUUACCGUGACUGACCGAUGAGCUCAAGUCAGGAUUGGUCAGGAUUGGUCAUCUUUGUGAUAAAGAAUAGAACAUCGCUGUGUUAAACACAAGCCUGUUAUUUGCGCACCAAAUUUGUCAGCACAAGUGCGCAACGACAGCCACUCUCGUUCAAGAGUUUAGAAAAAAACUUCAACAUUUAUUUGUUGGUUAACACGUGCUUUUACUCAAGCGGAUCUAUUCGUAUUUUAAACAAACACGCACAUACGUUUUGGAUUAUUUUAUUCACUUCCAACCACUUCCCCGAAAAUGUGAUGGAUAAUUGUAUGUAUUCCGGAAUAGUUUAGCUGUUUUUGUUUGAAGUAAACUGUGGUCUGACAAAGGGAGAGAAUGAGUGACUACAGUUUCAGGGACAUCACAAUCCUCCAUGCUGACCAGGACGUGGAGUGGUGCAAGUACCUGGAGGGGAACUUCCGGCUGGACAAGCUCAAGCUCCACACACUCAACGUGGGACAGUUGUGCUACAACAACCCGCCAGAGAUCGAGGUGGCCGUGAGAGAGUCCUACGUGGUGAUGCUGCUGGUCACCAGCAACUUCCUCACCUACAUGGAGAGCAAGGUCGACUGGUUCGAGCCCAUGCUGAGGAAGCGGGACAGCGAGGUGACCACCGUCGUGGCGGCUCUCGUGGACAUCGACAACUUCCCGGAGGAGAUGGGCAAGCUGCCGUACAAGGAUGAGAGCCGGAACUCGUGGGCUGUCAUUGAGAUUGACGUUCAAGGUAGAAAUAUAAAAGAAUGUAUCACACAAAUAUUAGAAAUACUAGACAAAAAUUCCAGCAAAAGAAAUGAAAGAUCGAGGAAAGUCAGCGAACAUCGAGCUGUGGAUUUCGAGAUGAUUCCAUCAUCCAUACAAGGGCCAGGAGAGAAGGUAGCCAUCUUGUUUCACGAGGAGAUGAAGGGCACUGUGACCGUGAACAUACCUGGCGUUAAAACUGAUAUUCCUGUCAAGGUUGUCAACCCUUAUAGCGUCACCUUUAUAGUGCCAGAUGUCGUUGUUAAGGAUAAGGUUAGAGUCCAGGUCAACGUGGACGGAGUGAAAAUAAAACGUGUCACUCUCCUCAACAAGUCAAUGAUGUACCACCUGACCAGUAUUGAGUUUAUGUGCCAGAGCUACGGCGUCGCCUCCAAGGAGGAGCUAGACCGGAAGUUAGCAGACAACUUCAACAAGAGCCUGUGUAAUGAUGGUUGUGCUAAACAGGUGCUGGACGACGUCAUGGGCAAUUCUUCUACAGGCAGCAUCGACCACAACAACAAGUUCCCCACCAUCCUGCACUGGGCGGCCGCCAAUGGCCUCAGUGAGUUCUGCUCGGCCCUGCUGUCGUCUGUUGGCUCGGUGGUCGCCUGCGGGAUCGUCAACUGUGAAGGUCGUGACCCCGCCGACCUUGCCAGGAUCAACAAUCACCACGAGCUCUACAGUCUGCUUGUUGAUUUCGCUAGAGAAAGUGAAUUUUUUAAGGAAACAAAAGAGAUGGCUGAUACAUGUGAUUUAUACGUCAAGUAUUGCUCGCAAGCCACAGGACAGAAAAGACAAAAUAGCCAGGAUGACAAUUACGUGUUUCCAAGUGAGUCUAAUUAA